Molecule: messenger RNA, 293 nt
Organism: Xyrichtys novacula (pearly razorfish)
Lineage: Eukaryota; Metazoa; Chordata; Actinopteri; Labriformes; Labridae
Source: the annotation of a GenBank genome assembly
AUGAUUGAGACCAGUUCAGCUGCAGACAGAGACCCUCAGAGGUGAGAAAUGCUUAGAUUCACGUUUUCUUCUUUUUUUAUAUAUCAAUAAAGUCACCAGUUCUGUUGUUUCAUACGUCUUGGUUUUAUGACUCAAAUAUUGAGGAUUAAAGUCGAUGUUUGUUUACUUUGUCAAGGACUGAAGCAUCACUGGAGGACAACAUUCAGAUCAGAAAUCGAUCAUCUCCUGUGAAGAACCCAGAAAGUGUUGAUGUGAGUCCAUCACCUGUAACUCCCAGGAGACUGUGGGAAUAA